GCCUUGUCGUCUGCCCGGCAGAAUAUUCCUCCGGCGGCGAAUCCCGAAGGACACGCAAUACGAGGAGCGAACUCCAGCAUCCGAAGCCAACGUCCUCCUACCCUGCAGUAUGCAGACCAUAGAUCUGCUAUUGGUUUAAAACCUAGGACCGAGGUGCAGGGUCGACAUAACCGGAUUGUGUUUGCAUAUCUUUGGGCUCCUUCAACAUGGUUUACGAUUACAAUGGUGGUAAGCCUGAUUGAACUAGUAUGCGAACGGCAGCUUGGGACCUCCAACCUGCAGCUGUGACCUCCAAUCUUACAUUCUUAAUGAUCAUGAGCGUAGAGUUCAAUGCCAGGAAUUAGAGCAACUCUGUUCGACCACCAUUCACUCUAGGUGAAGCAAGUGUUACGACGUUGCUGUAAAGCAUUUGCCAGAACCAAGAUGGCGUCCACUGCUUCCUCAUCUACCCCGACGAGGACGACAUAUACUGGUCCAACUCAUACAUACACUCACCCUCAGCUUGGAUCAUUGACGGGCCGUCUGGUAAGCAGCAAGCAUUUCAAAGAGUCAACGACCGUCCAGUUCUGCUCGAUCCCAUUUGCCUCAGUGCCCAAACGCUUCGCCCCUUGCGAGCCAUUGACCACCAUCCCAUCCGAUUUUGAUGGCCGACCACAUCGCAACUUUACCCAGUUCGGAGCAGCAUGUCCUCAAAUUGGCGGGACGACCGCACGUUGGUUUGAAGCAUAUGGCGGCAAAUUGGACGAUGACCAUGGCAUUGAGUUCAACGAAUUCACCUGUUUGACCAUGACCAUUUCUGUACCGGAGCCACACCUCGCCGCAUUAGCCAACGGCGACAAUCCGCCAUCUCUUCCAAUACUUCUGUACCUCUACGGCGGCGGGGCACAAGAAGGCGUCGGACACGUGGAUGGUCUCCAUUCAAACGCACCCCUGGCCGCAUACGCAGCCUCCAUCUCCCUACCGGUCAUCACCAUCAACAUCGGCUACCGUCUGAACUGGCUGGGCAGCCUAGCCUGUCAGGACAUACUGGAAGAGUACCCUGCCGACCCUGGGACAUCUCCUCAUGGUCCGUUCAACCAUUACAUCCAGGACCAGCGCACAGCCUUCUCCUGGAUACAAAAGUUCAUCGGCGGCUUCGGCGGAGAUGCAUCGAAUAUCACAGCGUUUGGCGAGUCGGCGGGAAGUAUGCUGCUAGUGUACCAUAUCUGCGGAUCCACAGAGCCUCUUUUCAAAAGAGCCAUUCUCCUGUCCGGAGUCGUCAUGGGCCAUAUGUCUCUUCAAGAGAAAGAGGCCGAGUACCAGGGUCUCUUGAAACAAUUCAAGAUUACAGGCGCGACUGCGAGCGAAAGACUGGAAAAACUCAGACAAAUCCCUGCUGAAGCACUCGUGCAAUAUCCCGGCGCGCAUAUAUUGCUCGUCGCCGAAGAUGCUCCAGGUGUAAAGAUCCCCCAGCCUCUCUUCGCACGAGGCCCGGUCACAUACACAAGCCAGAUGUCUCUCAUCCAAUCCUGCGAGUGGCUCGAGGACAUCAUCCUCGGCGACGAUUUCUUAGAGGGGUAUGCCUUGAGGGAAUCUCUUCGAGCAGUACCUGCCGCAGGGUUUGUUGGAGUAGUCAAAGCAUCACUUCCCGAACCGCAAGCUGUUGGACUGCUCGAAGCAUACGACAUACCUACUACGGUCGAAGCAGCCUGGGAGAUGGACCCGAACCUCUUCUUCGGCAAUCUCACGUAUGUGAUCGGAGACAUCAUGUUCUCAGCCCCAUAUGACAUGCUAUGCAACAUGCUCGGACAGCAUGAUAGCGGCAAGCAGAGAAAAAUCUACCGCUACGCCUUCGGCCUGUCAAACCCAUUCCCAGGGUCUGACCACAGUUUCGUUACAGGUCACCAUUUCGUGGAGAUCUUAUUCAUCUUCCUCACCUUACUCGACCGGUACCCCAAGCACCGGGACAACUGGCUGGCGAAGCAAGCGUGCGAAACGGCAAGGCGUUGGAUCACAUUCGCUCAUGGCAAGCAGCCGUGGGAUGAGUACUUGGUUGACGAAGACGAGACGCAAGCAAAGAUCGCUGUCUGUGACGACCUCCAGGGAUGGACCGUCAAGACUGUCGCCCAGGAUGAAGAGGAGAGCAAGUCUUACCCUUGGGGACCCCGACGGUAUGCGGGCUGGAGAGCAUAUCACGCAGCGUUGGAAUCGCUGAGAGAGCCUGGAGUGAGUCAAGAUGUGUGGGAGAUGAAGGUUCAUGGUGCGAGGAUGCAGAUUUUCAUGUAUGCCUUGAUGCAGGGUAGAGUGCAGCAACAAGCUCCGGAGGCCUCGGAUGCCGAAACCAAACGAGACAUUGCAGUCGGAGAGCAGCUCAGCAGUACGUUGACGGAUUAAAUUGUACGAAAGACGACAACGUCGGGUUUGACACACCAAAGUGGUUUGCCUUUGAGCACAAUUCCCUUUUAUGAGCAACGAAUAUCGAGGUUUAAUACUCUCCAAA
Molecule: messenger RNA, 2479 nt
Organism: Exophiala viscosa
Lineage: Eukaryota; Fungi; Ascomycota; Eurotiomycetes; Chaetothyriales; Herpotrichiellaceae
Product: Alpha/Beta hydrolase protein
Exons: 1
Coding region: 424-2373 (649 amino acids)
Molecular function (GO): serine hydrolase activity
Source: RefSeq, a predicted model, not a curated record